CGCCGCGCUCUCGAUCAGUGGCAGUGCCGUAGCACUGACGCACAGCUGAUUGUGACGUCACUACCAUGAGAAAAAAAGUGUAGUACUUCGUUGGCCAUAUCAUACAUCCAUCUACUUAAUUUACUGAGCAGAAAUACCACAUAAAACACGAGACCUCAUGUCCUGGAGGAUGGGGGUGAUGAGGAACGGUACUGUUGCGGUGAAGGUUUUCCUCGCCACCCCUGAGGAACGUCAGUGUUUUGAGCCACAGUAACUCUUCUUUCCCCUCCCUGCGCACCAUGAUAAGAUAAACUUAUGAAGUGACAUGAGUGGCAGUUGCUGACUGAGAUGAAUGGGGACCACAAUGGAGGAAAUAGCUGGAGACUCAGCUCAAGGUUUAAAAUCUCCCAGUUCUUCAUCCAGUGCUGCAGAUGGCAUCCCUAGGAGACUCCUUGCACUCACAAAUAUGACAAGUGAGGAUUACUGCAACACUUAUUGGCCUCAGCUCCGUGUUGCUAUUGACAAGCUGCUUGAGGGCCCUCCUCCUCCACACCACUUGGGACCAGUCAUUGAAUUUGAACCCAUGUAUUCGGCUGCAUACAAGUGUGUCUGUCAGCAACACUCGGAGGCACUCUAUAAUGAUCUUAUGUCCCACAUUGAGAGACAUUUUGUCAGAGUUGCUAUACAGUUGCAGAAUGAAGAUGAAAGUCAACUGAUUGACCAUUGUUUCUAUGUUAUUCAUCGUGCCAUGUACAGUUUAGAUGGAAUUAUUCCAGUUUUUACAUAUUUGAAUAAGGUGUAUGUUUCUGCCAAACUGUCCUCAAAUCUUCGAACAGAAUUGCAGAGUCUAUUUUGCAGGACUGUCAUUGAUCCUAUUAUUGAUAAGCUAGUAGCCAUAGUGAAGCAAACAACUGAAACCAAGCCAUUCUCUGUUGCACCACAAGUCAUGGCUUCUGUCAUAAAAAAUCUUCACAAGCUUGAUCCAAAUUACUCCCAAAAAUAUCCACAGGUGUUUGCUGGCUACAUUCCUGGUGUUCUUCCGGCAAUGCGAGAACAUGAACUUUCUAGUUACAUAGAUGAGACUCGGGAACUCCAGGCAACACUUCGCCAGUUCUGGAUCACCUCAAAUGCUCAAGGAAGAAAAAGGUGUUUAGAUGAAGAAACACCCAGUUAGCAUCAUUUCUACUUAGGAUUUCUAAAUUGGAUAGUCAUGUGAAACAAUGGGAUACUUAAAAAUUUUGAAGUUGUUUAGGUCAAUUUCUUCUUUUAUAUGAGGCAUUUGAUAGAUGAUGAUUAAGUUUUCAUAUAUAUUGACACUGCCUUAUGGGAGAUAUAUAACAAUUAAAUAAUCAUUUCAGAUAUUCUCUAAUUUCAUUGCAUCCAUCAUCAUUUCAUCAUUAACAUAAUGAUCAUGAUCAUGAUCAUCAUUAUCAUUGUUGUCAUCUUCACCAUUAUACAUUAUACUAAUGAUAAAGCUGUAGAGAUUAAGCAAUACCUGAAGUAUGUUGUGUGCAGAAGUCACACUUGUAAAGAAUAUAAUAAGGUGUAAUCAGUUGAAAUUAUAUAAGUGGAAUAGAGAUAACAAAAAGUAAAGGUGACAGCAUGGCUGCUCACACCAGUGAUAGAUUUUAAGCCUCUGUAUUUUCUACACAUCUUAAAAGGCAACUGAAAUGGAUGGAGUGAAGGGACCAAGAACACCCUCUAUAUUUUUACUCCUGCAGUGAGGCAAGGCAUGUCUUGGUUACCUGGCUUUGAUAUAGAUCUCAGACUGGUAUAUAGAACUUCCUUUAUUGUGGUACCCCAGCAUAUUGCUAACAGUAACUAUCCAUCAUGUAAAUGUAGAUGCAUCAUUGUUUUUAUUUCUCUGUGCUGAGAUGAUAUUCUGAUAUAAAUUUGGAUAGCUAAGACAGUGCUAAGAAAUUAAUACAGUGGUACCUUGAGAUAUGAGCUAUCUAAGAUACUAGGUUUUUGAGAUAGGAGCUACAAUUUGGUCCUUUUUUUGUUUUGAGAUACGAGCAAAAUUUUGAAAUAUGUGUCAUGCUUGGGGAUGUUGCUAUAGGCCGGCAGCUUGGUGCAUCAGUCCAGCCUUAGUAGAGCUAGUAUCAUCGUAUUUCCUGCGGAUCUCAUACACUGUGAUUGUUCUUUCGUAAUUUUCACACUAUUUACUUUUCUUCUUUUUGUUUAAAGUGUAGUUUUAAUUUACGUAAAAUAUUUACCUGUGAAUGGUACCUGCAUCCCUUCUUUUCCCCCUCCCUCCUCCUCCUCUGCCAUUCACUACUGUUAGCUGAAAGUGUCUUGUCUCCAAAGUAAGACCACUAAAUAAACUUGUGCUGUUA
Messenger RNA from Portunus trituberculatus (swimming crab), 2315 nucleotides. Its product is annotated as CDK2-associated and cullin domain-containing protein 1-like. Gene Ontology annotation, biological process: ubiquitin-dependent protein catabolic process. Gene Ontology annotation, molecular function: ubiquitin protein ligase binding. Bases 332 to 1153 code for a protein of 273 amino acids. The transcript is spliced from 7 exons. Lineage: Eukaryota; Metazoa; Arthropoda; Malacostraca; Decapoda; Portunidae. The record is from RefSeq and is a predicted model, not a curated record.